GUGGCUCUCGGAAGUGGCGGCGGGGGCGGAGUUUCCAGUUCCGGGUGAGGACGGGGGGGCGGCGGGAGCGCGGAGGGGCCGCGGAAGGGCCCCCCAACAACUCCGUCCCUGCGGAUCCAACACCUCCUGCUUUGGGGGGUCCCGGCUUGUGGGGGGGGGGGCCUGGACGAGUGUCCCCCCCCUUUCCUGAGCCCCUGGCCCCCCAGGAAGAGGAGGAGGAGGAGGAGGAAGGAAUGGCGGCGCCGUGGCGGGUACUGGAGCCCGCCCAAAAAUCCAUAAAAAUUUACUGAUCCCACCUUUUCUGCCCCCAAAAGGAGCUUUGCCUGGGCGACAGUCAGGCCAAAGGCUCCCACACCAUGGCUCAGGCGAGUCUCCUGGCCUGUGAGGGGCUCUCGGGGGUCUGCCUGGUCCCCACAGUCGCCAGUAAGAAGAUGAUGCCCAAGGCUGGAAAACAGGACGGGAACCGGGAAAGAGGCUCCAGCCCUGACCUGCUGUCCCUCCGCCAAGACCCCGACAAGCCCCGCGCCCGCAAGGACGACGACACCCCCGAGGCCUCCAACCCCAAGAAAUCCAUGAAAAAGCGCCGCAAGCGGGUUCCCAGCGCCGAGGGACCCCCGAGCUCGUCCCGCCGCUCCCAGUCCCAGAUGGUGGUGAUCGAGCAAAACGGGUCCUUCCAGCUCAAGAACUUCAUCUGCGACCACUGUUUCGGGGCCUUUCGGAGCAGUUACCACCUCAAACGGCACAUCCUCAUCCACACUGGGGAGAAGCCCUUUGAGUGCGACGUGUGCGACAUGCGCUUCAUCCAGAAGUACCACCUCGAGCGGCACAAGCGGGUGCACAGUGGGGAGAAGCCCUACCAGUGCGAGCGCUGCAUGCAGAGUUUCUCCCGCACGGACCGGCUCCUGCGGCACAAGCGGAUGUGCCAGGGCUGCCAGGGCAAGAACCCCCCUGACUCCCAGCUCCUGCUGUGAAAUUCUGGGAAUUCUGGGGGUGCUGGAGGAAGGGGGAGCCUCCCUCCUGCACCCCCCACUCUCUGCAUCCUCUGCUUCACCCGGAUUUUUCACCCUGAGCUGAGAACUCCUAAAAAAACCUGGAGCGUUCCCAGUGUGAAAAACUCGGAUCUUUCCCAACCUUCUGACCUAAAAACUGGGAUAAUGAGCCCAAAAAUCCUCCUGGAAUCUUCAAGCUGUGCCCUCCUCAUCGUUGGAUCCCUAAAUCCACCCCACAUUCCCCCAUAGGACAGACUGGGACCCCCCAAACUGCCCCAAAUCCCAGCAGGUUUGGGGUACCUAGGACACAGGUAGGAGGGUCCCGCUGGGAAUGAAAUCUCCAAACCUGCUUUUUUGGGGGGAAAAAGGAGGAAAACUGAGGAUUUUGGGGGGUGUCUUGGCUUCGGGAGGGUGGCAAAUUCCCCCUUUUUAUGGAAAGCAGAAAGAAAAUGAGGAACUUGGGGGUGUCCCUGUUUUGGGACUCAGCAGCACUUCCCAUUCCCUCUGGAAUUCCUGUGUAUUCCAGGGACGUUUCCCCUGUUUCCAUGUGGUUUUGGGGGGGCUCCCUGUGUCUCCCCCUGCACCUGUGGCGGGGGCUGCACCCGGGGGGGGGGGCAAAGGGACCCCCAUUUCCCAGAAAACCCCAUUCCCAGGGGGAGGAAAAUCCUGGAAACCUCCGUUCUCUGGGGUGGGAAAACCAUGGAUCUGCUGAGGGGGAGUGGUUGGAAAAUCCAGGAUGCCCCAAAAAACUCUGGGGGUCCCCCCAGUGUUCCCCCCCACAUUUUGGGGGUCUCAUGCCUCCCCCAAUCACAGACUGCUCCAAGGGGGGACAAAGCUGAUGAAUUUUGCCCCCCCCCCAGUGACACUUCGAAAAAGGCUUUGGCUCUACUGAGCCCCCCCCGCUAAAUUUGGGGGUCAGGGAGGGUGGUU
Molecule: messenger RNA, 1919 nt
Organism: Lepidothrix coronata (blue-crowned manakin)
Lineage: Eukaryota; Metazoa; Chordata; Aves; Passeriformes; Pipridae
Gene: ZNF740
Product: zinc finger protein 740
Exons: 8
Coding region: 357-971 (204 amino acids)
Biological process (GO): regulation of transcription by RNA polymerase II
Cellular component (GO): nucleus
Molecular function (GO): DNA-binding transcription factor activity, RNA polymerase II-specific; RNA polymerase II cis-regulatory region sequence-specific DNA binding
Source: RefSeq, a predicted model, not a curated record